AUGGCUACUAUCCGCACCACUACUCUUCUCAACCUCCUCUUAAUCUCAUCUUUCCUUCUCAUACUCCUUCUCGGCCCAGCCUGCAAGGCUGACAACAUCUUGUAUCCUGGUAGAACUCUCGUUACUAACACCUAUCUGGAAUAUGGGAGCUAUAAAUUUAUAAUGCAACAAGAUUGCAACCUGGUCUUAUAUGAUGAGGGAAUCCCCUAUUGGCAUUCCAACACCGCGGGCAGGGGAAUCAAUUUUUGCCAUUGCACCAUGCAAACUGAUGGGAAUCUUGUGAUAUUUGCUCCUACCGGUCGUGCUAUUUGGACUAGUAAAACUGCCAGAGAUCAAGGCUCCUAUGUUCUCAUCCUUCAAAGUGAUCGAAAUGUGGUGAUCUAUGGUGGGGCUAUUUGGGCCACUGGGACUAAUGGAACUGGGAGUGGUGCAAUUCCAGUGGUCAGUUGGGGCAGCUCUGAGGACACUAAUCAUACCGCUGUGGUUGAUGGAUCUGGUACCAUCAUAGAUAUGGUGGCUAAGUUCAAUGAACAGCAAGAGAGUGAAGAACGAAUAAUCUCCCAAACAAAAAGAGUGAUUGAGUCUGACUCAGGUGAGUUAGUGAAAAGCAUGGCAAGAGAGCCAGUUCAACUCGCGAAUGAUCAGCAAGUGAAGGACCGAUCCUUUAGUGUCAGUACAGUUGAGUUGCAAUUGCAUGUGCGUGUAAAGAACUCAGACGUGACAAUAGUAUGA
Messenger RNA from Magnolia sinica, 732 nucleotides. Its product is annotated as mannose-specific lectin-like. The coding region runs from base 1 to 732 and encodes 243 amino acids. Lineage: Eukaryota; Viridiplantae; Streptophyta; Magnoliopsida; Magnoliales; Magnoliaceae. The record is from RefSeq and is a predicted model, not a curated record. The transcript has 3 exons.